This is a messenger RNA of Pelmatolapia mariae (spotted tilapia), 681 nucleotides long. Its product is annotated as putative glycogen synthase kinase-3 homolog. The record is from RefSeq and is a predicted model, not a curated record. Gene Ontology annotation, cellular component: nucleus. Gene Ontology annotation, molecular function: protein serine/threonine kinase activity; ATP binding. The coding region runs from base 1 to 681 and encodes 226 amino acids. NCBI's taxonomy places the organism in Eukaryota, Metazoa, Chordata, Actinopteri, Cichliformes, Cichlidae. The transcript has a single exon. Gene Ontology annotation, biological process: protein phosphorylation.
AUGCUUGACUGUUUCCUUCAAGAGGGGGAAAUAUCGACGCUGAUGCCCUAUCUUCCCUUGAUGUUAUUUAAUGUGAUCUAUCAGGGUCGGUGCAGUUCAGCCUUAUUGCCCAUCUCGUUCAUCGGCCAUUUCUCUCUAGAGAUAGCUAACGCACCGGCUUACAUGCAUGGGCUUCACAUGAUACACAGAGAUCUGACGCCUAACAACGUGCUACUUAUGCUGGACACGCUCACUGUGAAAGUGGCGGAUAUGGAACUUUCUAGGUAUGGUGUUGGCAAAGGUAUGAGUUCCAUGGUUGUAACCAAACCCAAUAGAGCCCCAGAAUUGGUUUGUAAAAAGUGUUUCAUCGAUUACACCUGUGCCAUAGACAUGUGGAGCCUGGGUGUGAUGAUAGUAGAUUCAAUGGAGUCGACGCUAAGCUUUUUCGAUCCAGACAUUGCUACGGAUGAACUAAUCAAACGGGUUCUAGAUCCAGAUGAAGUUGAUGAUCAUGACUGCAACCGUAAUCUUAUAACUGUAAUGCCCAAUGUGAUGUGGUGUAAACACGUCAGCCGAAUUGUGUUCAAACUGCUGAAGCUGCAGCCCGAGGAUAGACUCACUGCCAGCAUGUUAUUGAAUGACAACCAGUGGAUACGGAUUUCCCAUGUGACUCCAGAUACCAUGGAUCGUGUGAAACAUUAG